CUGGUGCCACCGCUACCCCGGUCCCGCAGCUCCCGCGGAUCCUCCGGCGCUGCCUGUGAGGCCAGGCGGAGGCAAGAUGAAGAUGACGGUGGAUUUCGAGGAGUGUCUGAAGGACUCGCCCCGCUUCAGGGCCGCUUUGGAGGAAGUAGAAGGAGAUGUGGCUGAGCUGGAACUAAAGCUCGACAAGCUUGUGAAACUGUGUAUCGCGAUGAUUGACACUGGCAAAGCCUUUUGUGCUGCAAAUAAACAGUUCAUGAAUGGGAUUCGAGACCUGGCCCAGUAUUCUAGCAAUGAUGCUGUGGUUGAGACAAGUUUGACCAAGUUUUCUGACAGUCUUCAGGAAAUGAUCAAUUUCCACACAAUUCUGUUUGACCAAACUCAGAGAUCAAUUAAGGCCCAGCUUCAGAACUUUGUCAAAGAAGAUCUUAGAAAAUUCAAAGAUGCCAAGAAACAAUUUGAAAAAGUCAGUGAAGAAAAGGAAAACGCACUAGUAAAAAAUGCCCAAGUUCAAAGAAACAAACAGCACGAGGUUGAGGAGGCUGCAAACAUUCUCACGGCCACACGAAAGUGCUUCCGGCACAUAGCACUCGACUACGUCCUGCAGAUUAAUGUGCUUCAAUCAAAAAGGAGAUCAGAAAUCCUGAAAUCUAUGCUGUCCUUCAUGUACGCACAUCUGGCCUUCUUCCAUCAAGGGUAUGACCUGUUCAGUGAGCUUGGGCCCUACAUGAAAGAUCUUGGAGCACAGUUGGAUCGACUGGUUGUGGAUGCAGCAAAGGAGAAAAGAGAGAUGGAGCAAAAACACUCUACGAUCCAGCAGAAGGAUUUCUCCAGUGACGAUUCCAAGCUAGAGUAUAAUGUAGAUGCGGCGAAUGGCAUUGUCAUGGAAGGGUAUCUGUUCAAGCGAGCCAGCAACGCCUUCAAAACGUGGAACAGACGCUGGUUCUCCAUACAGAACAAUCAGUUGGUUUACCAGAAAAAGUUUAAGGACAGCCCCACGGUGGUGGUGGAAGACCUCAGGCUCUGCACAGUGAAGCACUGUGAGGACAUCGAGCGACGGUUCUGCUUUGAAGUCGUCUCUCCAACAAAAAGUUGUAUGCUCCAGGCAGAUUCCGAAAAGCUUCGCCAGGCCUGGAUUAAGGCUGUUCAGACCAGUAUUGCAACUGCUUAUAGAGAGAAGGGCGAUGAAUCAGAGCUUAUGUGUGAAUUGGGGAAUGAUGUUAUAAAUCGUGUUUAUGAAGCUAAGCUGGAAAAAAUGGGAAUAAAGAAACCACAGCCAGGACAAAGACAGGAGAAGGAGGCAUAUAUCAGAGCAAAGUAUGUGGAGAGGAAGUUUGUGGAUAAAUACUCUACAUUACCGUCACCUUCCGAGCAGGAGAAAAGGAUCAUCUCUAAGAGUUGUGAGGACCAGAGGCUGAGCCACGUCAGAGCAUCUGUCCACACCCCAGUCAAAAGUAAUGACAGUGGGAUCCAGCAGUGCUCUGAUGAUGGACGAGAAUCUUUACCUUCCACCGUGUCAGCCAAUAGCUUAUAUGAGCCUGAAGGAGAAAGGCAAGAGUCUUCUGUGUUUCUUGACUCUAAACAUCUUAAUCCAGGACUUCAGCUUUACAGGGCUUCGUAUGAAAAAAACCUUCCCAAAAUGGCCGAGGCUCUGGCUCAUGGUGCAGAUGUGAACUGGGCUAAUUCAGAUGAAAACCAAGCAACACCACUCAUUCAGGCUGUAUUAGGGGGCUCUUUGGUGACGUGUGAGUUCCUGUUGCAGAAUGGUGCUAAUGUGAACCAAAGAGAUGUCCAAGGGCGGGGACCGCUGCACCACGCCACUGUCUUAGGACACACAGGGCAGGUGUGUUUAUUCCUAAAGCGAGGUGCCAACCAGCACGCCACUGAUGAAGAGGGGAAGGACCCUCUGAGUAUAGCCGUGGAAGCAGCCAAUGCUGACAUAGUGACUCUGUUACGCUUAGCAAGAAUGAACGAGGAAAUGCGAGAAUCAGAAGGACUUUAUGGACAGCCAGGUGAUGAAACUUACCAGGAUAUUUUUCGUGAUUUUUCUCAAAUGGCAUCCAAUAAUCCAGAGAAACUCAAUCGUUUCCAGCAAGAUUCACAGAAGUUCUGAUCCUUCUUUUAAAAGGAAAGGGGAAACUAUGAAAUUCGGUGAAUUCUUAACGUGUACAACCAGAAACUCACACCUUUUUUACUACUUUAAUUCCACUUAAUUUUGGUAGACAUUGAAUUUGGAAAAAAUGGUACCCAUUCAUUUUGGAUUUUUGUAAAUGAAAACAAGAUCUCUCAUAAUUGGGAAAGGAAGAAAUCCACUAUAAUUCUUCUUUUAUUUAAGCAGAAAAAAGUCUUUUUAAUGAGUUGUGCUCUUAUAUAAAGUUGUAUCCAGAUCUAAGGCAUCUCUCAAGUUCCGAGGUGCUACACUGCUAGACCACUCCAUCCUUUGCCAAGCAUGGGUGAGACUUUGGUUCCCCUGGGAACAUUCAGUCACCAUGUCUGCAUCAGGUGGGAGCUAGUUAUCUUACCUGCUUGGAGGAUGUGUCUUUUCUGUAGCUGUCCUCAUAAUAGUUGGUGGUUCAGAUAGAUAUGCGUGUUUUCUGGCAGCUUAGCUGUCACAGUGUACAACACAAUUGCUAAGACCAGCGAGUGUGCCCCUCGUUCUCUCCUAGGUGCCGUUGUCCUCCGAAACCCCAGCAACACAGCUGCCGUGUGAGUGGACCACUCUUACUGCUUUCUUUCUUCAGUCACCUCAAGAAUCCUAGCUCGGUUUUUGUUGUCAGGCUGAUUUCCUGAAGUCUUGACAGAUUGUCAGUGUAACAAAACUGGAUUUCAGAAGUUGACUAUUGCAAAAUUGGACUUUCAUCAAAACACAGUGAUGUCAAAGAGAAUAUUGUAGGGCAUUUUUAUAUUUGGAAUUAAUCCAUUCGAAGAUAUAUAUUUUUUACUAUUACUCCUGGUGAAAGAAAAAUCUCCAUGUAAUGGAAAAGAAAGCUAAUUUUUUUCCUGUUUAUACUAAAAUUUGCCAGCAAUAAAGUCCUUUUAUUUUUUUUUCUACAUUUAUCUUGUGUACUAUACAACAGUAUACAUUCUUUUAAAUUGUAUCUUGUAUAUAGCUUUAGAAUUAAGUGAAAUAAGUCAUUUUGAGUUCCAAAAUUAUGCACAUGUGCUAUAGUUUGUCCAGUCCCACCUCUGGUUGACGUCUUGCCAAGGGACGCGAUGAAGGAGUGGCUGACUUGUAGCUCGUUGCCGGCACUGUUGAUUACACUUACUCUUUACAAGCUAUUUGUAAGUAGCAUUGAUACUCAGCUUCACAGAGACAUUUUGAAAUGCAUGUAAAAUUAUAGUUAAUUAAGUAAAGACUUUAACAUUUUCCCCACAGUACGUAGAGCUUUAUUUUAACUAAAUAUAAAAUCAGAAUCUAAGUAGAAAUUAUAUUGAAAUAAAUUUGCCACCCAGAUAAGAUCCAGGUUGCAAGCAUGCAAUGCUUAUUUAGUAAGACACCACACACUGAGGAUAAGAAUCUGUUAUGAUUUGUUUCUGAGGAUGUGCGAACUUUACAGGGUGAAAGGAUUUUGUCUUUGCUGUCUUGCCUCGGACUUGCGGGUCAUCUGGCCUUGUAGGCAUUUUGAUAAAGGCAAAGGUCUCAUUUGUGAUAUUUUAAUUGGUAUGUAUUUUGAAAUUUAUUGUCCUAAAACAUGUUAGAGGAAGAGAAAUAGGCUAAAGAAAAGUAAGAAAGCCUGCCCCUCGUCCGCAGCGCUCCUUGUCGGUCUCUUCUGGAGCUUCUGCCUCAUCUCUGCAGGUGCAGGUGGAACUCAAUCUGGUUCCCCUGCUUGAGGCAGUUCCUCUGCACUUGCCCCUCCUGGCUGUGGCAGUCAGUGUCUGCUGCUCUUUAAUGACUACAGUGUUUUUUGGAGGAAAAAAAAAAAAGCCUUAAAGAUUCAAGUGAAAUGCCUUAAAGAUUAUUAUGGUUCUGAAUAUCUUUAGAAUUCAGAUUUAGCUACAUCACUUAGUACUGUGUAGAGGCUGGCAACGCAAGGCUAUAUUGCUGUGGCUUACUUUACUUUCUCAAUGUACUGACAAAUUGGAUGAGAGAAAGGACUGGAGUGUAGCAAGGCUGUUAAUGAAUAGUUUCAAAGGCGCUUGGCUGAGUUCUGCUGUGCUCACUAACAGCUCUCUGUGGCAUGGGGGAAGUAUUCUGAGCAUUAGAAAGAUGAGCACACACAGUGGGGCUGGACAUGCAUUCUGCUCGUUCUGAUUGCCCUGCUGUCUCUUUAUUAUUAUUCAUCUGUUAGUUCUUUUUCACGUUCUUGUUGAUGUAAGAAUUGAGUUACAGCCACAAUAAGAAUCGAGGAGUUACGAAGGAUUCAUAAAAUACAGCUUUAACAUGGAUGUGGGUAAAGGUGAUGAGGCAGCCAUCCACCAGGCUUCAUUGCAGCAUAAGAUUUCAACUUCAUUUUUAACACAGCCGUCGAAAACUAAUUCCCGCAUUACAGGGUGCCUGACUAAUUGACGCUGGUGUUUGCUGUAGUUUAGUGAACGCUAGUAUUUACUUUCCCCAAAGUAAUACAGCUUGCAACUUGUACUUUAGUAUGUCAAAGAUGCAUUUUGGAGAAAAAACAUGUAUACACUCACAUUUUACAGAAUUUAAAUUUGUGAUCAUGUUGGAGUAUUUAAAAAUAAAAUUGCCUGCAUAUUAGAUACGAUUGAUUAUAAGCCAAAUUUUGUUUAAAACUAAACUGCUACCCACUGUGAGUAAUUGGACAUUCCUAGAUCAGCCAUUUAAAUGAACUCUUUGUGUGGUUGCAUUUUGACCAUUAGCAGGGCUAGGAGAUGUGUGGUUUUGAAAAAUGAAACCCUCUAUCCAUAAUAACUUCAGUUCCUGUCCUUCUUGGAUCCAGGGCUUCUGACAACAAAGUGAAUGGAUGAAGCAAAGGGAACUGCAAACUGCUUUGUGCAUUUUAUGAUUUAGGCUGGGCUUUCACAUCACCCUUUCUCUCCUGGUGUCACAGAACUUCUGAGGUGACUGGUCAGUGACUGUCAGCCUUGUCCGUGACUCCAUUCCUAGCCUGCUGCUCUUGGUUUACAGAGAUAGAGCUGGUCACUUGCUUUGCUAGUUGGUGGGAGAGCUGACCCGUGACCCAGGUCUGACAUAUGCUUCAGAAGCAUCUGUGUCCUGAGAGGACUCAACAUCACUGUCAAACAGCAGCUUUCCCUGUGUCUGGCAAGAGACUUCAAAUACUCUGGAGAACCUCAUUAUGAAGUUUAAAGGAAUAGAUUGGAAUUUGAAAGCAUCAAAUUGCAAAAAAGUCUACAGUUUUUACAAUAGAAAACAUUAAUAAAAGAAAAAUCUUAGAAAGUUAAACUCACUAUUUAUUACCUCUGUAAUAUUUUCUAAUGAAAUGUAACUGUAAAAUGGGCUGGGUUCCACCUGGCUGAGUCCUGCCCCCUCCAGGGAUGAUGGUUGUGGGGGAGGGGUUUCGUGGACAAAGGAAGAUUCAAUUAAAUACAAUUUUCCUCUCAUUGGUCUUCUCACUAUAUUAUUUUCUAGAUCUGUCUCAUUCCCCAACCUUAUUUGGGGUAUUAAUUUUAACAGGGAAAGCUUGCUGUGUUAUCAAGGUUUUUAGCACCAUUUUACACGAAGGCUAAAGGUUGGGUUGUGGAAAUGACAAGCUCCUUUUUUAAAUAUAUGUUUACUUGUGCUCUGUGAAAUUUCUGGAUCAUUCCAGUCAUCAAGGCUGAUCACAUGUACUAUUUCUUGCUAGCUGUGAAAAGGAUUUUAAGAAUGUAUAACCAACACUCCAUGGCUUUUUAUUAGUGUGUAGAGGGUUUGUAUCUAAUUCAUGAAUGUAGUUUUACUGUAGUUUGUCAUUGUAAAUAGAGCAAAGUACAUUAUCUUCAUAGUUAUUCUAAAAUGUACAUUAUGUAAGAAUUGUAAAUAGACUUGAUUACUUUGUAUGCUGAAAAUUUACAAUAUUAAGUCAAUAAAAAUAUCUCACUUCUGGCACA
Molecule: messenger RNA, 6000 nt
Organism: Grammomys surdaster
Lineage: Eukaryota; Metazoa; Chordata; Mammalia; Rodentia; Muridae
Gene: Acap2
Product: ArfGAP with coiled-coil, ankyrin repeat and PH domains 2
Exons: 21
Coding region: 77-2110 (677 amino acids)
Cellular component (GO): cytoplasm; endosome membrane
Molecular function (GO): GTPase activator activity; protein binding
Source: RefSeq, a predicted model, not a curated record